Messenger RNA from Lentinula edodes (shiitake mushroom), 2370 nucleotides. Its product is annotated as FAD-linked oxidoreductase-like protein. The coding region runs from base 382 to 2157 and encodes 591 amino acids. Gene Ontology annotation, molecular function: FAD binding; proline dehydrogenase activity. Gene Ontology annotation, cellular component: mitochondrion. The record is from RefSeq and is a predicted model, not a curated record. Lineage: Eukaryota; Fungi; Basidiomycota; Agaricomycetes; Agaricales; Omphalotaceae. The transcript has 7 exons.
GAUCGGAGAAACAUGACUUUAAAAGGAAAUUUUGCAUGGGCGCUUGAGGUUAUGGAUGUUCAUUGACCAUUGCAAGCAAGGUGAUGUUCAUUGACCAUUGGACCCGUGCAAGCAAGGUGAUGAAAACAGAGCAAGGAAAUUGAGGCCUGAGGCAUUUUGAGAGGUUUUGAGGCAUUUUGCAGCGUUUCGUGCCACCUAUUACACAUGUACAUAACUGGAAAGAACUGGAAGUAGUCGAGAAGUCCAGUGCUGAGCGCUGAGAACUUGACGUUGUUCCUUCCAUCCAUGCGACAUCACAUGCUUAUAGAUGUUUUACCGAUCACCCGUUAUCACAACGUUCUUUUAUCAACGUUCUUCUACUUUUACUAGAAGGGCCCAUCCAUGUUUGCUCUUGCCAGGCAAACAGCUCUCCGACGUACAUUCUCUCCCGGUUUUGGACAGCAACACAGACAUUAUGCAAAAUCCCGGCGAUUGGGUGGAACUCUGGCUCUAGUGGGUGUGGGACUAGGCUAUACAGCCUUUCUCGCAGAGCACCCCACUAUACACGCCGAUAGCAACUUGCCACAGAAACCUGAACCGCGUAUUUCCAGCUCAGAUUCAACCUCGUUACGCAGCCUUGUCCGUGCGUACUUCGUGUACUCGAUGUGCUCCUUCCCAACUUUGGUCGAUGCUGCGCCAAAGCUGCUGAAGGUGCUCAUGGGGAUUCCAGUUGUACGGAAUAUAACCGAGACUUUCGUGAGGGUGACAUUCUUCGAUCAGUUCGUCGGCGGCGACACUGCUCAAGGCACACUGCCAUUACUCUCCUCGUUCCGUGCGGCAAAUAAAGGUGUUCUAUUCUCAUAUUCCAUAGAAGUAGACGAGAACGAAGCUACUGCCUCUAAUACAUCGUCGAAGAAGAAAGCACAGCCGGUACACAAACGAUGUGUGGAUGAAAUGGUCAGGUCAAUAGACGUUGCAGCUGAUUUCGAGGAUAGUAUCGUCGGCCACCAUGCGCGCAGUGGUAGACGGACCUGGGUCGCGAUCAAGUUGACUGCACUUCUGCCGGAUGCUCAAUCGCUUAUCGCCUUAUCUUCACAUAUUCUCGCGACACGUCCACAACAUGAACCUUCAAUUCCCUUCCCAGGAUGUCCGCGGCCCACGGACCUCAAUGUACUCAACACAACCGCGGACUCGAAAUUCUUGAGUGAAAAGGACAUCGCGUCUUUACGAGAACUGUACUCAGACCUUAGACGUAUUUCGCUGCGUGCACAAGAGAGAGGUGUCAAGUUGCUUAUAGAUGCGGAAUACAGCUGGUACCAACCCGCUAUUGACGCGAUGCAAUUAGCUCUGAUGCGUGAAUUUAACAAGAUACCAUCUCAAGGCGAUAAAUCUGGUCCAGUCGUGCAGCCGCUCGUGUAUGGAACGUUCCAGGCUUACCUCCGAAGAACCCCUCUUCAUCUUGCACAAUCCUACCGUGAUGCCCAGGCAAACAACUACGCGCUCGGAGUCAAACUCGUGCGCGGGGCCUAUCACCCACACGAAGUCUCUGCACACGAAGCCGCUCGUGUACACGGAAAACAAGAGUCUCUUUCGAUAUCCCCGGACGCGCUACCACCUGUAUGGUCGUCGAAGAACGAGACGGAUAGUUGUUACAACGAGUGUGUGAAGAUGGUCGUAGGUUGGGUGAAGGACGACAUUCGUUCGAACUCUGCUUCUGCUUCAUCCAGUACUUCAAAGCUCUCGGUGGGAAGGUGGUUCUACAAGAAGGAUGAUGCGAAGUCUUCUGGUUUACCGAAUAUUGGUGUUUUAUUCGGCUCGCACAACGGAGCCAGUGUUAAGCUGAUCCUGAGUGAAUUACUUGGAAACGGGCUCGCCACUUCUGUUGGCGUUGAGAAUGGAGAAGGAGAGGCUGUCUUGAAGCUAGAUGACGAAGUAACUGAAAGAGUUACCUUGGCACAACUCUAUGGUAUGUGCGACGAACUCACUGACUACAUUGUACGUAGAACCAGCUCCAAUUCACCAAUGGUCCUCAAAGCUGUCCCAUAUGGAUCACUGACAGAAACCAUGCCCUACCUCAGUCGACGUGCGAUAGAGAAUAAAUCUGUUCUCGGUAAUGGACGUGCUGCCGAGGAGAGAAGAAGAGCUGGUCGCGAGAUUUGGGCCAAAGUUUUUGGCUAGAUUUUUUCUUCCAGGAUUCCUAUAGCUUUCUCUAAGAUUCAGGAUCAAAUGGGUGGAAUUGGAUUCAACGGACGGUUUCAUCAGCUGUAGAUUAUAUGUGAAUGUGUUCCCUGGUACUCUGCUGCAGUGCUGCCCUGUAUAAUACUAGUACUGCUUGACAACAUCAAAGGAUCAUGCCAUGCUCAUGUUGGGAACGAUACUUAGAACCUGGGC